AAUCAGUAUCUCUGCAAAGUUCUUGGGUAUUCUUUGUGAUCUUGCUCGUAAUCGUAAUCGCAGCAACCGUUCUGUCUACUCACAAACCAGAUUACCUAGACGCACAACGAAUAAUCACAAUGGCAGAUACUUCUGAUGCGCUCGCACCAAAGCCAGAGGGCGAAGAGAUUGAUCCUCAUUUCGAGCCUGUUAUCAAGCUCACAGAACAAGUGGAGGUAAAGACCAACGAGGAAGAUGAGGAUGUGCUGUUCAAGAUGCGAGCGAAGCUCUUCCGAUUUGACAACGGCUUAAACGAGUGGAAGGAGCGCGGCACUGGCGAUGUGAAACUUCUUCAGCACAAGGAGACAAAUAAGGUCCGUCUCGUAAUGAGACGCGACAAGACCCUCAAAGUUUGCGCCAACCACCACAUUUCUGCAGAAAUGCGCCUUCAGCCCAAUAUUGGCUCUGACAGGAGCUGGGUUUGGAAAGUUGCUGCUGACUACACUGAAGAACCCCCAACCGCUGAAACCCUAGCCAUCCGCUUCGCGAACUCUGAUAAUGCAAAUGAGUUCAAGCGUCAAUUCGAGUUGACACAGAAGAUAAACAGCGGCACGUCUCUUGAUGAGAAGAAACCUGAUGAGAAGACUGCUGAGGAACCUGCGGCAGAGGAAACAGAGAAAAAGGAAGAGGCGACCGAGAAGGAAGAGGAAUCGCCGGUAGAGAAGAAGGAAGAAUGAUGUACCCCACGAAACGACUCUUCCGUCUCUCCUUAAAGCCUCCUUCCUUUUGUGACGUCUAUCCGUCAAUUUGCUUUCAUGAGUGCCUCCGGGACACCGCCGCCCCUGCCGUUUCAUCUGACCAAGUAGUGUAGAUUACUUACCUACCCUGGCUUACGAAAUCCAUCCGACAUGUACUGGAAAGAGCUCAUGUAUCACGACAGGAGAUAGUUCGCCACCUUCAUUUCAGUGGACAUGGACAUCAUCUCUGGUCCUGUUCGCGCGUCUUGCGACCGUAUGUGCUGAAAUCGAGAUCCAUAGCAGAAAGAUGAAGGC
This is a messenger RNA of Suillus paluster, 1031 nucleotides long. RefSeq names its product ran/spi1 binding protein. The coding region runs from base 120 to 716 and encodes 198 amino acids. Gene Ontology annotation, biological process: nucleocytoplasmic transport. Gene Ontology annotation, molecular function: GTPase activator activity. Gene Ontology annotation, cellular component: cytoplasm; nuclear pore. The record is from RefSeq and is a predicted model, not a curated record. NCBI's taxonomy places the organism in Eukaryota, Fungi, Basidiomycota, Agaricomycetes, Boletales, Suillaceae. The transcript is spliced from 4 exons.